UUUCCGCAACACCUCCAGCACAUACUAUUAGUUUUUGCCUGUUUCAAACUCAUUUCAGCUUUGCAAUAUGAUGGAAGUGGAUAUUCCUCCAGCAGAGAUCAAUCUACCAUGGGUAGAAAAGUACCGGCCAGAAUCCCUCAGCGACAUGAUCUCGCACGAGGAAAUCAUCAAAACGUUGGCUCGAUUUAUCAAAAACGACAGACUGCCUCAUCUGUUGUUCUAUGGACCGCCAGGUACUGGAAAAACAAGCGCUAUACUGGCCGUUGUGAACACUAUGUACACUCCAAAGCAACGCAAAUCGAUGGUGUUGGAAUUGAAUGCCUCGGAUGAUAGGGGCAUUGGGGUGGUAAGAGAGGAAAUCAUAACGUUUGCUCAAACCAAGUCUCUACAUAUUGACAAAGCGGGUUCAACUGAACUCAAAUUUGUCAUCCUGGACGAAGCCGACGCCAUGACUAAGGAUGCUCAGAACGCGCUCAGAAGGGUUAUCGAAAAGUAUACAGCAAAUGUGAGAUUCUGUAUAAUUUGCAAUUAUCUAUCAUCGAUCAUUCCCGCAAUCCAAUCCAGGUGCACUAGAUUCCGUUUUGCUCCACUGUCUCUCGAGCACAUUGUGCCAAAAUUGGAGUACGUGAUCGAGCAAGAAAAACUGACAGUGACGGAAUCCGGCAAAGAGGCGUUAUUGAAAUUGUCAUGCGGUGACAUGCGCCGUGUGCUGAAUGUAUUGCAGAGCGCUUCGAUGGCGUUCUCGAAGAUUGAUGAGACUGCUGUCUAUCAAUGUGUUGGUCAGCCUACUCCAAAGCAUAUAGAGAAAAUUUUGCAAAUCUUGAUGAACGAUACUUUUUCAUCAGCAUGUCGAAAACUGCAACAAAAUUGUGGCGGUGAGGGAUAUGCGCUGGUGGACAUCAUCUCGCGAUUGCAUGAUGUGAUAUUUCAAUUAGACUUGCCAUCAAAUGUCAUUAUAUGUUUGAUCAGUGCUCUAGCAGACACUGAGCAACGUUUGUCCGUUGGUGCUUCUGAUAAAAUACAGAUCGGUGGAAUAGUAGCUGCAUUCAUCCGUGCGAGAAGACUGAUCAAGGAAGCUGCGUCAAAGCAGUAG
Molecule: messenger RNA, 1093 nt
Organism: Cylicocyclus nassatus
Lineage: Eukaryota; Metazoa; Nematoda; Chromadorea; Rhabditida; Strongylidae
Source: the annotation of a GenBank genome assembly